Rattus norvegicus (Norway rat) is the source of this 489-nucleotide messenger RNA. It is a transcript of the gene Defb43, whose product is annotated as defensin beta 43. Lineage: Eukaryota; Metazoa; Chordata; Mammalia; Rodentia; Muridae. Gene Ontology annotation, cellular component: extracellular region. The coding region runs from base 121 to 333 and encodes 70 amino acids. The transcript has 2 exons. Gene Ontology annotation, biological process: innate immune response. The record is from RefSeq and is marked validated.
CAGAAAUGUUCUAGCUAUUGAAAGGUUCAAUAACCAUGCAGCAACUUACCAUUCCUGGGCCACAUCCACAGAGAGGCUCUCCUCAUUUCAGCCUCUGGUUCUCAGCAUCCCUCCUCUGCUAUGAGGCUGCUGCUUUCAAUCCUGGGGGUCCUCACCUUGUUAUCCAUACUUCCUCUGGCCAGAAGCUUCCUGGCGAAUCAGGAGUGUUUUUCCGAGUACCGCCACUGCAGGAUGAAGUGCAAAGCCAACGAAUACGCCAUCAGAUACUGUGCGGACUGGACCAUCUGCUGUCGGGUGAAGAAGAGAGAAGCCAAGAAGAAGAUUAUGUGGUGACACACUGAGCUCCCUCUUCUUAGAUGCCAGGGAAAGGCACCCAAAGUGUACAAAAGUUCCUUGUCUACCUGCGGAUAAACGGUGUGACAAGUAGAAAGGAUUUCAUGAUAAUUUCAUGCUUAGAUGGUCACGUGCACACAAAUACAUGUCUUACCA